Cryphonectria parasitica EP155 is the source of this 2457-nucleotide messenger RNA. RefSeq lists its product as uncharacterized. The transcript is spliced from 11 exons. The record is from RefSeq and is a predicted model, not a curated record. Lineage: Eukaryota; Fungi; Ascomycota; Sordariomycetes; Diaporthales; Cryphonectriaceae. The coding region runs from base 1 to 2457 and encodes 818 amino acids. Gene Ontology annotation, molecular function: flavin adenine dinucleotide binding; oxidoreductase activity, acting on CH-OH group of donors.
AUGAUGCAGUUCUUCCGAAGUCUCGGCGUCGGUUUUAUUGCGUUGGCAUUGUGUACGUAUACUCUGUUUCCUGGAAAUCCCCUGACAAACAUUACCUUUCCCGUGUACGAUGAUGGCGAGGGCUACACCUUUGGUCUGAUCCUGCCAGACUCGGCUCUCACCACUGAUGAGUAUGACUACAUCGGCUACCUGAGCUGCACAACGCCCGCAGGAGCCGGAGACGCAUGGUGUGGACUCUCCCACGGCCAGUCCGGGCAGAUGACGCAGGCCCUUCUGCUCAUGACCUGGCCCUACCAGGACCAAGUCCUCACCUCGUUCCGGUACGCCUCAGGCUACGCAACGCCGGACCUGUACACGGGCAACGCCACGCUGACCACGCUCGCCUCCUCCGUCAACGACACCUUCUUCGAGAUUGUGUACCUCUGCCAGAACUGCUGGCGGUGGGACCAGGACGGGGCGACGGGCAACGUGUCGACCAGCAGCGGCAUUGCGAUCCUGGGCCGGGCGGCGGCGGACGAGGCGCCUGGCAACCCGGGGUGUCCGGAUGAUAUUGUGAUUCCGUACCACUCGCGGGCGUUUGGGCAGUAUGGCGCGCCGCUCACCAGCGCCACGGCUGCGUCGUACUCUGCGUAUGCCACCAUGGCUGCCAAGGCGACCACCACGGCGGCGACGUGUGGCGCAGCCACCACGACGAGCGGCGGCGGCAGCAGCAGUGCCACGACGACAACAUCUUCAGUGACGGCCACUGUCACGACCAGCGUGGCGUGCCAGACGAUUCCUGCUGGCAAGACGUACGACUAUAUUGUUGUUGGGGGUGGUGCGGGGGGGAUUCCCAUGGCAGACAAGCUGAGCGAGGCCGGCCAUAGUGUCUUGCUUAUCGAGAAAGGUCCUCCAUCUACUGCUGAAUGGGGUGGUGAUAUGGGCCCAGACUGGCUGGACGGGACGAAUCUGACCCGAUUUGAUGUCCCUGGCUUGUGUAAUGAGAUUUGGGUGAAUUCAACCGGUGUUGCAUGUACGGAUACCGACCAGAUGGCUGGCUGUGUUCUUGGAGGUGGCACUGCGGUGAAUGCUGGACUGUGGUGGAAGCCCAACCCGCUUGACUGGGACGAGAACUUCCCCACAGGCUGGCACGCCAUCGACGUAGUCAACGCCACCAGCCGCGUCUUCUCCCGCAUCCCAGGCACAUGGCACCCCUCCAUGGACGACAAGCUGUACCUGCCGCAAGGCUACAACAUGCUCGCGGGCGGGCUCAACGCCUCGGGCUGGGCGUACGUGCUGGCCAACGACGUGCCCGCGCAAAAGAACCACACGUUUGGCCACACCGAGUUCAUGUUCGCGGGCGGGCAGCGCGGCGGGCCCCUGGCGACGUAUCUGGCGACGGCGGCGGCGCGGUCGCAGUUCUCGCUGUGGAUGGACACGGCGGUCGAUCGCAUCGUACGCGACGGUGCGGCUGCCACGGGCGUCGAUGUGUCUUGCUCGGCUGGGACGGGUUACUCGGGCACUGUGAACUUGACUCCUGGUACUGGGCGGGUCAUUGUCUCUGCGGGUACUUUUGGCACGCCCAAGUUGCUGUUCAGGAGCGGCAUUGGUCCGACAGACCAGCUCGCUGUUGUCCAGGGCUCAGCGGAUGCAGACUUGAUGGUUGACAGCAGCGAGUGGAUCGAUCUUCCUGUUGGUUAUAAUCUUGCCGAACAGAUGAACACCGACACAAUCAUCACUCACCCCGACGUGGUCUUCUAUGACUUUUACGCAGCAUGGACCGACCCCAUCGAGGCUGACAAGGACGCAUAUCUCGACAACCGCACAGGCAUCUUGACCCAGGCGGCUCCCAACAUCGGGCCCAUGAUGUGGGACUUGAUCACCGUUUCAGACGGCACCACACGCCAGCUCCAGUGGACGUCUCGCGUAGAAGGAGACUCCACCAUCACAAAUUCAACCCAUGCCAUGACCAUGUCUCAAUAUCUCGGCCGCGGCCAAGUCUCCCGUGGCCGGACGACCAUCAGCGCCGACCUGAGCAUGGCCGUCACCACCGAGCCGUUCUUCCACAACGAUGGCGACAAGGAAGCUGUCAUCCAGGGCAUCAAGAACCUCCAGGCUGCCCUGGCCAAUGUCGAGGGACUGGAGUGGGUUAGGCCGAUGCCGAACCAGACCGCCGAGGACUACGUCGACUCUCUCCUUGUCACCGCCAACGGACGGCGGGCGAACCACUGGAUGGGCACCGCCAAGAUCGGCUCUGACUCAGGCCUCGAGAACGGCACGGCAGUGGUCGACCUGAACACAAAGGUGUACGGCACAGACAACAUCUUUGUCGUCGAUGCGUCCAUCUUCCCCGGCGAGCUGACUGGCAACCCCUCCGCGACCAUCGUCAUUGCGGCCGAGCAUGCGGCCGAAAAGAUCUUGGCCCUGGCGCCUGCGAAUAGCAACGCGAACAGCAGUGUUUGUGACCAACCUCGUUGA